CAUUGCAGGGUUGUUUGUGCAACCUCGGCGGAGGCAGUGAUCCACAGUGAUUCGGCCGCCGCGCCGGGGGGUGGGGGGGCUGCGCGGGACUCUUUUUUUUCAGACUGACCGCGGGGCAGCUGGGGAGCAUGUCGACCCCGGCCCGGAGGAGACUUAUGCGGGAUUUCAAGCGAUUGCAAGAGGACCCACCUGUGGGUGUCAGUGGCGCACCAUCUGAAAACAACAUCAUGCAGUGGAAUGCAGUUAUAUUUGGACCAGAAGGGACACCCUUUGAAGAUGGUACUUUUAAACUAGUAAUAGAAUUUUCUGAAGAAUAUCCAAAUAAACCGCCAACUGUUAGGUUUUUAUCCAAAAUGUUUCAUCCAAAUGUGUAUGCUGAUGGUAGCAUAUGUUUAGAUAUCCUUCAGAAUAGAUGGAGUCCAACAUACGAUGUAUCUUCUAUCUUAACAUCAAUUCAGUCUCUGCUGGAUGAACCAAAUCCAAAUAGUCCAGCCAAUAGCCAGGCAGCACAGCUUUAUCAGGAAAACAAACGAGAAUAUGAGAAAAGAGUUUCGGCCAUUGUUGAACAAAGCUGGAAUGAUUCAUAAUAGACAACUGGUCUGUUAAUCUUUUUCAUCAUUGUUGUGUAUAAUUUACCUCUCAGUAGAAAGGCUAACAAAUUUUAAGUGCCACAGGUUUUAAGGAUUCUGCAGAAAAAAAAAAGUCCUUCGGUUUAGAACCUACAAAAGCUUGUGUAUCUUGAUUAAUGUACUUUUUAUUGCAUGGUGUGAACUAAGUUAUUGCUUACAUAAAUUUGUAAUAUAUCCUGUUUGUAUUUUUUUCCAAGUGUAUAAUGUUGGUGUGGAGUUUUCAUGACAGAAUAUACACAUUUUGUAAAUCUGUACUUUUUUCAAAUAUUGAAUGCCUUAUUUUUGAAUUCUUUAGAUUUUUAAAUUGGAGAAAAGCACUUAAAGUUUUUUAUAUAUGAAUAUUACAUGUAAAGCUGUUAAAAUACAUAACUUCAGUGCAAGAGACUUUGUCACUUAUUUCCUUAUCUGAGUAGGAGGGGUUAAUAAGUCUCUAGCUCUCCAUCAAUCGAUAGUUUCAUGUCUGAUUUCAAAAGAACAGAUUUAUAUUUUAUCAAGAAAUUCUUCAAAUUUGAUUCUAAACACCAAUUAUCUCAAACUUUAUUUUGAAUGUACCUAUAUUAGUUUCAGUUGAGCAAUUAUAGACAUAACUGGUUUGAUUCUGUCCAACUCUGUAUUUAGGCCACUUGUUACUGUUUCUUCAUGCACUACUUACUGUUAAACUCUACCUUUUGCGAUUACACAAUUUGCACCUCCACCACGAGGAAUUGGCACCUCUACCAUGAGCAGAGAGCUGAUGCAACUUAUUUUGCUGCUUGAUAGCACUUUAAAAGAUUUUUGAUAAUGAAAAAAGUAAACCGUCAACAUUUACCAAAAACUCAUGCCCCACUAUUAACAAUAAAUAAGAACUUGUUGCA
Eubalaena glacialis (North Atlantic right whale) is the source of this 1483-nucleotide messenger RNA. RefSeq names its product ubiquitin conjugating enzyme E2 B (gene UBE2B). Gene Ontology annotation, biological process: DNA repair; protein polyubiquitination; proteasome-mediated ubiquitin-dependent protein catabolic process. The record is from RefSeq and is a predicted model, not a curated record. The coding region runs from base 129 to 587 and encodes 152 amino acids. Lineage: Eukaryota; Metazoa; Chordata; Mammalia; Artiodactyla; Balaenidae. Gene Ontology annotation, cellular component: HULC complex. The transcript is spliced from 6 exons. Gene Ontology annotation, molecular function: ubiquitin conjugating enzyme activity.